Molecule: messenger RNA, 2182 nt
Organism: Astyanax mexicanus (Mexican tetra)
Lineage: Eukaryota; Metazoa; Chordata; Actinopteri; Characiformes; Acestrorhamphidae
Product: CD209 antigen-like protein C
Exons: 7
Source: RefSeq, a predicted model, not a curated record
AUGGAGGUGAGCUCCCUCAGCGGCUACAUUUGUAAAUGCACAUUUUCAGUAUUUUCCAAAGUAAUCCAGCGGUUUCUCCCAGAUGUUUCUGACCACACUGGCCACUUGUUCAGAGAGAGGGAUCCUCCUGCUUCAAAGAAAACCCUGAAGUUUCUUCUGGUUGUUCUCGGCCUCCUCCUGCUCUGUGCUUUGGUGGCGCUCUGUGUUCUGGGGGUCCUGUGUUUCAAUAAAGGAGUCUCUAAUGAAUCAUUAAGGGAUCAGUGUGCCAGCACUGUAGCAGAAAUGUCAGAUCAACUACGCAAUGCCACUGAAACCGUAAAGAAGUACCGAAAGACUAUUGAAGACUACAAGGAAAAAUGCGGACGUUGUGGAGAAGGGUGGAGGCCUUUUGGUGUAAAGUGUUACUACUUCUCCACUGAUUUCCUGAACUGGACGAACAGUAGAGAUCGCUGUGUUGAGAAAGGAGGACAUCUGGUUAUAAUAACCAGCCCAGCUGAACAGACUUUUGUGUCUAUGUAUCUUGGAAAACCUCACUGGAUCGGGCUGAAUGAUUUGGAGACUGAGGGAAAGUGGAUGUGGGUGAACAACCAGUCCCUCACUGAGACAGGAGUAACAUUCUGGAAUAAGGGUAAGGAUGGAGCAAGUGAGCCAGAUAACUGGAAAGAAGAAGAUCCUUCAGGAGAGAACUGUGCUAGUCUGGGGAAUGAAAAUAGUGAUUUUACACAAUGGUUUGAUGCUUCCUGCAGUAAAACAAGAAAAUACCUCUGUGAAAUGUAAAAUACUUAUCAGAUGUAAUCAUGGGACUUCAGCUUUAAACACUGCUUAAAAAAUCUUAAAAUCAUCUUCUUUUCAGGAGAUUGAAGGUGUCUUGCUCUUUUACCUGAUGAUUUAAUGUUUAAGUGUAUCAAUAAUAGAUGUUCUUGCUCCAACCAGUGUUUUGUAAAAGUUUUUAUAGAGCCUCACAAAGCUGUGUGGGAUAUAUAGAGGUUAUAUUCCUUUUGGCCAGUGUGCGACUGUGAAGCAGAUUUUUAUUUUGGAUUAUGGAGAGUCUACCUACUUCCUUUUCCCCUGUUAUAUCAGAAAACAGGAGCCCACAAGUAUCUGUUAUUGGUACUGUGAGCUGACUGGUUGGUGAGCUGACGCUGGACAUACAGCCAGAUCACAUUGAAAAGCCUUAUAACUGUAGUAUAAUUUUUUUGUUUGCUGUGCUGAAACAUUUGUAUUGUUCUGUCUUGAGACAAUUUGUAAAAUUUCCAGUAUAAAAAAGAUUAAAUAUGUAUUUUUUGAGAUCCUUCCAUUUCACAAAUGCUAAUGGUUUGAUCAAUGAUGAGCAAUAAAUGAUAAAGCAAUGUAGCGUUUGUGUUUUUUCUCCACAAAACAAUUACAAUGCUUUGCAUCUCUUAAAAUGUGGCAAUGUUGUCCUGUGUCAUGCUGACAACAAACUCAGUUUUAAGAACGAAGAUUAGGUUUUUUUAACUUGUUUUGAGACAAAACAGUCUGAUCUCAGAUUAGCUGCUUGUGGCCUACCAAAACAUGCAAAAAAUAUUUGAAACUGUGUAACGUUUCAAAAUGGGACAAUUUCAAUUUUGGACAGUCGCAUAGCUUUUUUUUUUUUUCAUUUUAAAACAGACUGUGUUUCAAGUGAAUCAAUGCAGUUCGAAUCUAGGCUUCAAGUUUGGUAUCACUAGUAUGAUAAGUUUAGCCAAAAUUAAUUUUGAAUAUCAGCACCAGAUUUAAAGUAAUGAGUUUAUUUAUUUCUCAGAGCAUGAGAGGUACCCCGUACUGUACCUUUUAGAGUGUGUUCUGCUGUAAACUGCUUGUGGUAAAGUAAUAUGUUGUUAAUGAUCAGGUUACCUAGGUCAGAAGUGUGUGAAGCAGGUGAAAUGCUACAAUGUGCAGGACAGUGUGUGACAGAACCAGUGUGAGGAAGUGCUAUUUAAGCGAGCUAAGCUAACUCCAGGCUGCUGCAUUUGGAUAUCAAGUCCCAAAUGGCUCCCUACACCCUAAAGUGUAUGAAACAGAUUACAGUAGUAGUUUUAUUUAAAAUUAAAUAGUGCACAUGAUGUUUCUCACCAUCUUUUAGAAUUAUUUUGUCAUUUUUAGGCGAAUAAAGGUGCAUCAAACAAUAAAAAAUGGCCUAGAAUUGUUAGAGAUAUACAGUAUUUACAUCAACUGAUUUUCA